This is a messenger RNA of Chlamydomonas reinhardtii, 4395 nucleotides long. RefSeq lists its product as uncharacterized. Lineage: Eukaryota; Viridiplantae; Chlorophyta; Chlorophyceae; Chlamydomonadales; Chlamydomonadaceae. The transcript has 12 exons. Gene Ontology annotation, molecular function: ATP binding; protein kinase activity. Gene Ontology annotation, biological process: protein phosphorylation. The coding region runs from base 107 to 3181 and encodes 1024 amino acids. The record is from RefSeq and is a predicted model, not a curated record.
AUGUACGCGUGGUCGCCGAUAGUCGCUAAGAGUUUGCUAUAACCUUGAAAAACAAGAUUACAUUGCAUCUCUAGAGCGGGUGGUGCCAACCUUGAGAGCGACAGAAAUGCCGCCUGACUGCCAUCAACUGGCCGUCAGGGCAGGAGGGGAAAGCUUGUCGCUUGACAAGCUUCGACUCAAAACGCUCCUUGGGCGAGGCGGGUUUGCUGCGGUAUGGCUGGCCGAGUACGCGGGCCAGGAGGUGGCGGUCAAGGUGAACCUGCCGGCGGGGGCCGGCGGCACCAUGGCGGUGGUGCCGCAGGAGGUGACCCAGAUGUUCCUGCGGGAGGCGGAGGUGACGGGCAGCCUGGCGCACAGGCACAUCAUCCGUUGUCUGGGCACGCUGGAGCUGCCGGCGUCCUUCCACCUCCCGGGGCUGGAGAGGGAGGGGCUGGCCACACGCCGCCCGGAGCCGUCCGCGGCAAUGGUCUUGGAGCUGUGCGAGCCCACUUCCGCCAAGCACCUGAUCGUGCGCGCCAUCAUCUCCGGCCGGACCAAGGCCUACAGCACCGCACAGGCCCUGCAGUGGUGCGAACAGGUGGCUGAGGCGCUGGCGUACCUGCACCGCCAGAAGCCGUGCAUCAUCCACCGCGACGUCAAGCAGGAGAACAUCCUGUUCCAGCGGCGCGGUGGCGGCACACAGCUGGAGGCCAAACUGGCGGACCUGGGGCUGCAUGUGGCCAUCGAAAUGGACCGCAAGGUGAUGUUGCGCCGCCGUUCCGUCACCGCCGGCUCCUCAAUGAGCGGAACCGCCGCUCCCACCAGCGGCGGCGGCAACGACAGUGGCGUCUUGCCGUCACGUGGCCCCAGCGCCAACGGCGGAGGCGGAGCCGGCGCCACCGGCCCAAGCACGCCCCCGUCAGCGCUCGCCAGCGGCGUCAAGGGCGGACCUUCUGCCUCACAGCUCCUCCCCGGCGCCGCCGGCAUUAUUACCAUGAUUGCAACCGCCCCAGGCGGCCGCAUCAGCGCCACCGGCGCCGCCUCCGGCUCUAGCAAAGUGGCGGCGUCGCCAUUCCUGACCAUCAGCCCAGGCGCCUCCCCGGCCCAGAGCCGCACCCCCAGCGCCAACGCCCUGGGCUCGCGGCCGGGGUCGUCAUCCACGGCGCCGCCACAGGCACAGGCGGUGCCGGCGGGCAGCGGCAAGGCGCUGCUGGCGAAAGCUUCACAGGUGCACCGGCAGGAACAGCAGGAGCAGCAGAAACAGCAAGGCAAAGCGGGGAUGGCUGUGCCGGAGUCGCCCUGGGCCCUUGGGUUGGGCCUGCCGCAGAAGGCGCUGGCGGAGGCCGCGGCAGUGGGCGCGGCAGAGUCUGAGGCAGGCCCGCAAGCCGCCCAGCUGGACAGCAGCCGGACAGCAGAUGCGGCAACGGCACAGGCAAAGCGACAGGCUGCUGUCAGUUCCAGCGUGGCUGUGGCGGCCACCACGAAUACUGGCGCUCGGACUGGGGGCGACGACGGGGCCGCCGGCCCACCUGCAGCGCCGGCGGCGGCAGGGGCGGGCUCCGGUAUGACGACCUUCACCAGCUGCACUCCUGCCACGUCGGUGGGUGUGGAGGAUGUGGAACUGCUGACAGCAACGGCGGGGGCGCGGAAACCGGGCUCAGCGGCGGCAGCGGCGCCAGAUGCAGCCGGCAGCGGGAGCCCUAAUGGCGCCGGCGCCGGCGCCAGCAGCGGGGCGGCGUCCCGGCCUGCGUCCGGCAAGCAGGCCGCGUUGGACCAGCUGGCCCUACCCGGCGGUGCCUCACUGCUGCCGGCGGGCGGCACCCACGCCGGCAGCGGCGACGGCGCCGUCGAUGGAAGCCCUGGCGGCGAGCUUAGCGACGCCGACAGCGGCCACGGUGGCCAAGGACCGCCGUUCCGGUCACCAUCAGCGUUGCGGUCGCGCCUGCUGACGCCCGCCGGGCCCACUGCCCUAGUUAUCACAGAAGAAGAGGAGGAGGAGGAGGAGCAGGAGGAGGUGGAGCAGGCCGGCGCCUGUGACACUACCAGUGCCUUUGCCUCGCAGGCAGCAGCCGCAGUAGCUGCAGCCGCGGUCAGCGAGGCGGAGUGCGGCACAGCUGCAUCCAGUGCUGCCCAAAGCCCCUCCUCCGAACGGGCAGGCGACGCCACCACCGCUGGAGUAAACAGCGCCCAGCACAGCCCUACCGCGGCCGCGGCCACGCCGGCGGCGGGCGCGGCGGCGGGCGCGCUGUCUGAGGCUCGGUCGGGAUCGCUGCAGCAGCCGAUGGCGGCCGCCCUGCACAAGUCGCGGUCGCUCAAGCAGCGGGCGUCAGGGGGGCCUGGCGGCGGCAGAGCCUCGGCUGACGUGGCGCUGGUGACGCCGUUCGCCAGCGCCGUGCCCAUCGCCACGCCGCCGGGCAGUGUCGGCGGCGCCACACCCACGCCUGGCAGCAGUGCCGGGGGCGCCAGUAAUGGCAACGGCAAUGGCAACGGCAACGGCAACGGCAGCGGCGAGCAGGGGCCGCUGCCGCUGCACACGUCGGAGAGCCUGGGGACCAUGCUGGCCCGCCGGCCCAGCCUGGUGACUCCGGUGGACAGCAGCGCAGCGCGGUCGGGUCUGCGCGCGGUGCGGUCGCUGCUGCAGCAGCUGGGCAAGCGGGAGCUGCGGCCGCUGCGCAAGGGCGACCUGGAGUGGGUGUACGGCCUCACGGGGCGAGCAGGCAGCUACAUGUACAUGGCGCCCGAGGUGUGGAACCGGAUGCCUUACAAUGAGAAGGUCGACGUGUUCAGUUUCGGAGUGGUCAUGUACGAGCUGCUGUCGCGCGACCUGCUGCUGAUCAGCCACAUGAACACCAGCCGCGCCGCCCAGCUCGGCAUCAAGACACCGGCGGACUACGUCGCACAGGUGAGCAAAGGCUACCGCCCGCCGCGCCCUGCGCGCCUGACCAGUGACGCGGCCUGGGCCCUCAUCUCCGACUGCUGGCAGGACGACCCGGUGCAGCGGCCCGACAUGGACACCGUGCUGGUGCGGCUGCGGGAGCUGACUCGCAGCGAGAUGGGCGGUGGCGCCGGCGGCCGCAGCAGCUGGCGACGCGACAUCGGCAAGCGGGUUGAUGAGGAGGAAAACGAGGCGGCAGCGCGGGCGCCUGCAGCGGGCACUGGCGGGGCCAAGCCUUCGGACGGCUGCCGCUGCACUAUCUCAUGAGCGCUUGCCCAGCUGUCAAAGGCACCAACAGCGGCGCCCGCAUGGGACAGCCUGCGCUCAGGACUGCAGACGGCAGGUGUGGGGCUAAGCGGCACAGUAGACAGCGCUGUGGCAUGCGUGAUCCAGGCGGUGGCUGCACCGCUGCGUUCUGGUGCCGGAGGUUGUUGCUGUGUGCCGUCCAGGGCUCAUCAGGCGCGGCACGCCCCAUUAAUGAACACGACUGCUAUAAUCGCGCUGCUAUCUGCGUUGGUAAUGUUUCCUGCCAUUAUAACACGUCUACUUACGGUAUCGCGAACUUAUGAUCCCACACUUGAACCCGGCGUGGCGCCAUUGGCACUGCUUGCACACACACGAACACAUGUACAUCAGCAUACUUACGUGGGACCUUAGCGCGCCUCGCUUGUUACUGACAUUGUGCGUUAUGCAUGCGCAUUGUUACUGCAUCUUUCCGUGUCGAACCACUCUUGGUCUGGGUGCCGGAAUCUGCCGGAGUAGGUCCGCUGCAUUAUUGUUAUCCUCGAGAGUGUUCGUGAGGGCGUGCGAGUGUGUGUGUGUGUGUGCAUGUGUGACAACAACGGAGUAACGUUGUCGUAUGUGGUUGCCGGCCACUUCUUUUAGGUGAGUGCAAGUGCAUGGGUGCCGGGCAAGGGACAGCGCGUCAAAAUCUCUCCCUGCCUGCUUGGCAGGUAGGGCCGGGUCAACAGGGACGGAAGUACGGAUGUGUUAGAUGGCAUUACGGGCAGGUGUGUGUGGAGGCAGAGCUCAUCCCACGGCACUUGCAAUAGAGGCGUUGGGUACAGCCACACAUGCUCUACCGACAAUUGCGGUGGAAUGGCCACACGGCCAUGGCUGUGCCGCUGCUUGCAACCGGGUUCUCUGUUCUCUGGCCACGUCUGGCCUCCUGUUGAGUGCGGGCGUGGAUGUAGUAUACGUGCUAGUUUGACAAGUGGAUACUAUCUAUUUUGUGGAUUUGUCAUCACAUAGACGGGAGAGUCAUGGACAGGGAAGGGUCCCGACAUAUGUCCACGGGCGAGCACUGGCGCAAGGAGUGUGGGUUUGUGUGGGGCUGCAUUGGCCAAACUGCCCGAGUGAGACGCGUACGGAGGAAGCGUCCUCCUUUAUUCACACACCUGUAUCCUUCACAUGAAUGUAUUGUAUAAACUAUUUCGUGUACGUGUGAGCGCACACUGUUGGACCUGUAAUUCGGAUGAUGG